Molecule: messenger RNA, 1113 nt
Organism: Onychomys torridus (southern grasshopper mouse)
Lineage: Eukaryota; Metazoa; Chordata; Mammalia; Rodentia; Cricetidae
Gene: Gas1
Product: growth arrest specific 1
Exons: 1
Coding region: 17-1048 (343 amino acids)
Biological process (GO): negative regulation of mitotic cell cycle
Cellular component (GO): plasma membrane
Source: RefSeq, a predicted model, not a curated record
GCCGCUGCUGCCCGCGAUGCUAGCCGCGCUGCUGAGCGGCGGCGGGGCCCGCACGGGGACAGUUCCGGGCGCCUUGCUGUGCCUGGUGGCGCUGCUGCAACUGCUGGGCUCGGCGCCGCGGGGCUCGGGGCUGGCGCACGGCCGCCGCCUCAUCUGCUGGCAGGCGCUGCUGCAGUGCCAGGGCGAGCCCGACUGCAGCUACGCCUACAGCCAGUACGCCGAGGCGUGUGCGCCGGUGCUGGCGCAGCGCGGCGGGGCUGACGCUCCGGGGCCCGCCGGCGCCUUCUCCGCUUCGGCCGCGUCCUUCUCGCCGCGCUGGCGCUGCCCGAGCCACUGCAUCUCGGCGCUCAUCCAGCUCAACCACACGCGCCGCGGGCCCGCGCUGGAAGACUGCGACUGCGCGCAGGACGAACACUGCAGGUCCACCAAGCGCGCCAUCGAGCCCUGCCUGCCUCGCACCAGCGGCGUGGGCCCAGGCGCGGGAGCGGGCUCGGUCAUGGGCUGCACUGAGGCCCGGCGGCGCUGCGACCGCGACAGUCGCUGCAACCUGGCGCUCAGCCGCUACCUGGCCUACUGCGGCAAGCUUUUCAACGGGCUGCGCUGCACCGACGAGUGCCGCGCGGUCAUCGAGGACAUGCUGGCCGUGCCCAAGGCGGCGCUGCUCAACGACUGCGUGUGCGAUGGGCUGGAGCGGCCCAUCUGCGAGUCGGUCAAGGAGAACAUGGCCCGCCUGUGCUUCGGCCCAGACGCGGGCAACGGUCCCGGCAGCAGUGGCUCGGAUGGGGGCCUGGACGAUUACUACGACGAAGACUAUGACGACGAGCAGCGUGCGGGGACGGCGGGCGGCGAGCAGCCCUUGGACGAUGAUGACGGCCUCGCUCGCCCGGGCGGCGGCGCUGCUGCGGCGGGCGGCCGUGGGGACCUGCCCCAUGGGCCGGGGCGCAGGAGUAGCAGCAGCGGCAGUGGAGGCCACUGCGCGACCCGAGGCGCCUGGACCCCGCUUAUCUGCUUGCUGCUGCUGCUACUGCUGCUCGGGUCACACUUGUAGCCCUUGCGCCCGUGCUGCAGGCCGGUGCACGCGAUCCGGCUGGUUCCAAGCCGGGCACCUGUGGC